This is a messenger RNA of Aspergillus melleus, 1653 nucleotides long. RefSeq names its product MDR family MFS transporter. The coding region runs from base 1 to 1653 and encodes 550 amino acids. Gene Ontology annotation, molecular function: transmembrane transporter activity. Gene Ontology annotation, biological process: transmembrane transport. The record is from RefSeq and is a predicted model, not a curated record. Lineage: Eukaryota; Fungi; Ascomycota; Eurotiomycetes; Eurotiales; Aspergillaceae. The transcript is spliced from 3 exons.
AUGACCGCGAGCACCGACACACCACCAGCUUCGGAAACAAAUCCAUCGACGAAGGCCCCCGAUGGCGAGACCACCCAAAAUGAGAAUAACCACGCUUCAGGAUCUCGUCUGGCGCUGAUUAUGACGGCGAUUCUCUUGGCCAUGUUCCUUGUUGCUCUGGACCGUACAAUUAUUGCAACCGCUGUUCCGCGCAUCGCAAAUCAAUUCCACGCCUUGAACGACAUUGGCUGGUACGCGGGCGCCUACCUGAUCACCAGCGCUGCCACUCAACUGCUGUGGGGGCGCAUCUAUACUUUCUACAACACCAAGCUCGUUUUCAUUAUUGCCGUCGUUAUCUUCGAGGUUGGCUCCGCGCUUUGUGGUGGAGCUCCCAACUCGAACGCGUUCAUUGUCGGCCGCGCAAUCGCAGGAAGUGGUUCGGCGGGCAUUUUCUCGGGUGCGACUGUCAUCAUCACCCAGAUCAUUCCUCUUGCAAAACGGCCCAUGUAUAUCGGCUUUAUGGGCUCAACCUUUGGCGUUGCCUCAAUCGCUGGGCCCCUCGUGGGAGGUGCUUUCACGGAUAGAGUGACCUGGAGAUGGUGUUUCUAUAUCAAUCUUCCCAUUGGCGGGUUUACCCUCGCGAUUCUCGCCUUGUUCCUCCGUGUUCCCAAAGUCACAAACUCUGAUCCAUUGUCUCGUCAGUUGAUCCGUCUCGAUCCUUUGGGCACCCUUGUGUUCUUGCCGGGAAUCAUCUGUUUCCUCCUCGCUCUCCAAUGGGGCGGGAACGACUAUCCGUGGUCAAGCGGCCGGAUCAUCGCGCUGUUCGUGGUGGCUGGCGUUCUCAUUAUUGCGUUCGCGAUCAUCCAGGUCUGGCGGCAGGAAGAUGCGACUAUUCCACCGCGCAUCAUCCGCCAACGCAGCGUUUUCUUUGGCGCCAUUUUUGCACUCUGCAUCGGAGGAGGCAUGAUUUCCAUGCUCUACACGCUGGCAUUAUGGUUUCAGGCCACCAAGGGAACCUCGGCGGUCCAGGCUGGCAUUGACACAAUCCCCGUCGUGCUGUCCCUGGUGAUCGGGUCCAUUUUAUCGGGUGCCAUGAUUUCCCGGUUGGGAUACUACGUUCCCUUCAUGUAUCUCUCGAACGUGCUGACAUCUGUUGGGUCCGGCUUAAUCACCACCUUUACAUCAUCCACGGGUCAUUCCGCGUGGAUCGGGUACCAGGUCCUGUAUGGCCUGGGACUCGGUGUCGGCAUGCAACAGCCCAGCAUGGCCGCGCAGACAGUGCUACAGUGGAAAGACGUCUCCAUCGGCGUGUCCAUCAUGUUCUUCAUGCAAUCGCUAGGUGGCUCGAUCUUCAACUGCAUUAGCCAGGCCCUGUUUACCAACUACAUCCGGGCGCACCUCGCCGCGAUCCCUGGUCUGGAUGCGGAGAAGGUUCUGGCCACGGGUGCUGCAGAGCUGUCCAAAGUUAUUCCUGCAGACAGGUUACCCCAGGUGGUAUAUAUUUAUAAUGAGGGCCUACGGAGGGCGUUCAUCGUCGUGCUCGCCGUGUCCUGUCUAACCAUUUUGCCCGCGCUUGGUAUGGAGUGGCGAUCGGUUAAGCAAAAGCGGGAACAGAUGAAGCAAGAGCAUCAGCCCGAUACUAAGGAUGAGCCCAGUACUAAAGAUGAAGUCUGA